UGCAAUGGCUUCUCAAAACAAGAAACCAGAAGGGGCCCGGAUCAGAGUGUUCAUCCCACCAUAAGCAAAAGGUUAGAUUUCUUCACUCUGUUUACGGUAUACCACAUCUGGAAAACAACUUCUCUGAAAAAUCUUCGUAAUACCCAUUUUUUCUCUCUAAGACCAUGAUAUGUACCCAAUUUCCUGGUCAAAGGUUUCUUUUCGGCUUUUCUUAAUGGCUACUGAAGUUUCUAAGACCCAUCUCAAGACCUGUCUUCUAGUCUUCCUAAUCUUCUCGUUUCUGUCAAUCUCUCUUUCCUUCAUCAAACCGCAAGGGUCUCCUCUUUCCACUACUUCCCAGCUCUUCAAUGGCAGAACAAACCCUGUUUGUGAUGGUUUGCGGAGGCUAAAAGACUACAAAUCGAUCUGCUCAUUCAUUCAAUCCAAUAACCCAUGUGUCUCUCAAGGCUUUCUUGAUUAUCUCUAUCUCUUCUAUUGCAUUUGUGGGCGAUGGCCCCCUUUGGGCUAUUCUAUUCUGUCAAUCUGGCUUAUUCUUCUGUUUUACCUUCUUGGAAACACAGCUUCUGAGUACUUCUGCUCUUCUCUUGAGAGCUUAUCAAGGGUUUUGAAGCUCUCUCCUGCCAUAGCUGGGGUCACUCUUCUUUCUCUGGGCAACGGAGCACCAGAUGGGUUUGCUAGUCUAGUUUCCUUCACUGGAACUGGGGCUCGUCGUGUGGGUCUCAACAGUGUAGUAGGGGGUGCUCUCUUUGUUUCCUGUGUUGUAGUUGGAAUCAUAAGCACUUUCAUGGGGCCUCAUCAGAGUUUAAUUGAUAAAUCUGAUUUUGUAAGAGAUAUUUGCUUCUUGCUUUUAGGGGUUGUGUCAUUGAUUUCUAUUAUGAUUAUUGGAGCAAUCAAUAUUUGGGGAGCAGUGGCUUUUGUUUCUCUGUAUUUCAUUUAUGUCCUUGUUGUCUACUUCAUGCAUUUCCACAGGAGUAGGAACACAGAGGACUUUGGGAUUGAUUCUGGUGGUGAAUUGAGUGAACCCAUUUUAGGAAAUUGUGAAAAGGAUGAUCUUGAAGGUUAUUGUCAUAAGAAAGAAGAAGAAGCUGGUUGUAGAGCUUCUUUUGGUAGGUUAUUGUACAAUAUUGUAGUAGGGUUGCCUCUGUACUUACCAAGGAGAUUGACCAUUCCUGUUGUUAGUGAGGAGAGAUGGUCCAAGCCCUUUGCAGUUGCUUCAGUUACAUUAGCACCAGUUCUCUUGGGAGCCCUUUGGAACUCAGAGAAGGGAAGCAGUAUAGGUUCUAGAGAAGGCCUUGUGGUAUAUGUAAUUGGUGGGUUGAUAGGGAUUACUUUUGGGAUACUUGCAUUCCUGACAACAGAGAAAGAGAGUCCUCCAAAGAAAUAUAUCUUACCAUGGCUUGUUGCAGGUUUCUUGAUGAGCGUAACUUGGAGUUAUAUGAUAGCUCAGGAAUUGAUUGGGUUACUAAUUUCACUUGGUUAUGUAAUUGGGGUGAGCCCUUCAAUUCUAGGGCUGACAGUGCUUGCUUGGGGAAACUCACUAGGGGAUUUGAUAACAAAUUGUACAAUGGUGGCUGUGAAUGGUGGGUCAGAUGGAGUCCAGGUGGCAAUGUCAGGGUGUUAUGCAGGACCCACCUUCAACAUAUUGGUGGGGUUGGGCAUGUCACUAGUUGUCUCAUGUUGGCUUGCAUAUCCAUCUAGUGUUUUGAUACCUAAAGAUCCACUUCUCUUGGAGACACUAGCCUUAUUGGUGGCUGGUUUGGUUUGGGCUCUUGUUAUUCUGCCAAAGAGAAACAUGAAGAUUGAUGGGUUUUUGGGAGCAGGGCUUUUGGCAAUAUACCUAGUAUCUAUUUCCUUGAGAGUUAUUCAGGCACUUGGAGUUGGAUCUAUUUAAUUUCAUCAUCAUUUGUAAAGUAGUUAUAGAAUUUGGGAAAUCAAUGGAAUAUGUUUAUAAUCAAUAGCUAGGAAUUGUGAUUGUUUAUGUUAUUGAACAAUAUGAUGAUAGACGUUAGAUCUGCUCUGUGUCUUGUUUUUU
Macadamia integrifolia is the source of this 2032-nucleotide messenger RNA. Its product is annotated as cation/calcium exchanger 1-like. The record is from RefSeq and is a predicted model, not a curated record. The transcript has a single exon. NCBI's taxonomy places the organism in Eukaryota, Viridiplantae, Streptophyta, Magnoliopsida, Proteales, Proteaceae. Bases 170 to 1891 code for a protein of 573 amino acids. Gene Ontology annotation, cellular component: membrane. Gene Ontology annotation, biological process: transmembrane transport; monoatomic cation transport. Gene Ontology annotation, molecular function: monoatomic cation transmembrane transporter activity.